Molecule: messenger RNA, 4370 nt
Organism: Pieris napi
Lineage: Eukaryota; Metazoa; Arthropoda; Insecta; Lepidoptera; Pieridae
Gene: disp
Product: protein dispatched
Exons: 1
Coding region: 355-3681 (1108 amino acids)
Cellular component (GO): membrane
Source: RefSeq, a predicted model, not a curated record
GAUUGUCAUAGGGCACAAUGUACAUUGUACCAGUUACAAGUUACAACACCCAAAAACAAGUUACAAAACCAAAAUAUUUAAAAUUUGCUUAAUUCAAAAACAAAUUUAUUGUUCAGAUGUGAAAAUGUUAAAUGUAGUAAAGUGAAGAAAGCUUAUUGUGUUCAACAGACAUCCAAUGAUAUUGCGACGUUUAUCUAUGAAUUACCGAAACUAAAUGUUUUCCUCAAAAAUGUAACUUAAAUGGUACCUCACACAAACAUUAAAAUAUAGGAUUAAUGUAAUUAAAUAGUGACACCAGGAAGGAGAAGAUGAAGUAACAAUCAAAUAUGAAGCCAAGAAUAUCAAGAAAUAAAAAUGUUGUCUGCGUACGCCAGGUUUAUAGUGCGAUACUCUUAUUUCAUUAUUUUUGGUGUCGCCACAGUUUCAACCGUUCUUACAAUUAUACCCUUGGUUUGCCGUGAUCUACCUUCGUUUUCUGACCCCAUUAUUGGUUUUGAGACGCGUGGAACGGGAUUAGCAAAUCGGUUCAUAGCGUGGGAAAAUCUUAUUGAUGAAACAAGACCAUCUCGAAGACUUGCAGUAAAUCCUAAAGAAAUAGAAGACCAAAUACGAAUGAAUCUUACUUUUAGUAAAGUAUUAAAAGUUAAAGGAAAAUAUAAAUUAAGCCAUGGUCAUAAGAAAGGUCGUAAAAAUAAGAAAAAGCUCAAUAAUAACACUGCCUUUGCCAAGACCUCAUAUAAAUCUGAAACUAAUAUUUCUGUAAACCAUGUUCAUUGGAGUUUUGGGAAAAAUAUUUCAUAUGAGGAUGAAGACACAGCAUUUCUUAGAAAUCAUACAUGGAAGCAAUGGAAAUCUUUAAAAGAGAUGGAAUUUACACCUAAAGAUUACAGACACCAUAAUUAUGCGUCUGGCAUUUGUGGAGCACCAGUAGUUGAUUAUGCCCAUUUAGUUGUUAAAACCAUAGAUGGUUCUUCAUUAUUGACCUUCGAAAAUGUACAAAAUGUUUGCAAAUUACAAAGUAAGUUAGUCCAACUGGGAGGGAAGGUUUAUUUUGAUCUUUGCCAGAGAUCAAUGCAAUCUGAAGAUUUAUGUUGCCCUAUGUGGAGUAUUCCAAAUUACAUUGCCUUAAUUUCUGGUAAAAGCACUUGUGAAAAUAUAACUAAACAAGAUGUUGACACUACCAUAGAUAUUAUUAGGAAAUGUGCAGGUUACUUUCAUAACUUUACUUUAAUGGCUUCUUGCAAAAUGAAUAUUUGUAGAGUACCAAAAUAUUGCACUCAGUAUGAUGCAGUGUACAAUUUAUUAUUUUAUCUUGUAGAUUUUGAUGCAUUCGCACCUCAAAAUAUUUCAAAUUCUUUUGUUAAAAAUAGUAUGCUUUUUCUACCUUUGCCAACAAGCAGUACAAUAUUGCCAUAUUAUGAACUUCUUCAGAGUUCAAAUUUAUCAUGUGAUGGUCUCAUUAUACCUGCUAUGGAUUUUGGACUAAGAAAUGCCCUAUUUGAUCUCUGGCUUAUUCAAGAUGCUUGGUUAAUAGCUUUAGGUGGCUUCUUUGUUCUUAUUGGUGUUUGGAUCUACACAAAGUCAUUAUUACUAGCAGUAUUGUUAUUCAUUGCCAUUGGAUAUUCUCUUGGUGUUGCUUAUUUUUUGUAUGUUUAUAUAUUUUCCUUAGAUUUUUUUCCAUUUAUGAAUUUAUUAGUUAUAGUAGUUGUGAUAGGAAUUGGAGCUGAUGAUGCAUUUAUUUAUGUAAAAGUUUGGACAAUGGUUAGUAAAAGACUCAUUAAGGAUAAUAUAAUAAUUCAAGAAAAUGGUCUGACUGAUAUUAAAAAUGUUUCAAGUGCUGGUGAAACCAUACUAGUACAAAUUCUUGAAGAAACUCUUAAACAUACAGUUAUUGCAAUUUUUAUAACAACUUUAACAACAGCUGUUGCAUUUUUUGCCUCAUAUGUGAGUUACAUACCAGCAAUAAAUUGUUUUAGUGUUUUUGCUGGUACCACAGUGCUAGUAAAUUUCUUUUUAAUGAUGACAUGGCUCCCAGCUUCAGUUUUUAUAUUAGAUGUUAAAAUGUGUAUAUCUAGUUGUUUCUUUUUAGGUGCAUUUAAUAACGCAUUAAUUAGCAUUGGAGAAGAUAUCAAAGUUAUAUUGAAUAGGUUUAUCACAACUUGUAUCAUGAGAUUAUAUGUAGGAUUGGCACUUAUUCUUGGGGCUGUAGGAGUUUGCAGUAUUGUUGUUGUAUUUUAUUAUCCAGGACUUCAACUUCCAGAUACAAAAACAUUUCAACUUUUCCAAUCAUCACACCCAUUUGAAAUGUAUGACUUUGAGUAUAGCGAUAGAUUUAUUUUCGAAAAUUUUGGUAGAGAUGUAGGUAGUGGGAUGAAAAUGCCACUACGAUGGAUUUGGGGUAUAGAAGCAAUAGACAAUGGAAAUCAUAUGGAUCCUGCCUCGAAGGGAAAGUUAAUUUUUGACGAGAGUUUUAGUAUAUCAAACCCCCAAUCUCAAGUAUGGCUAUCUCAAUUUUGCAGAAACUUAAAGUCCCAGCCCUUUUACCAACCCACUCCUGGCCCUUUAUUACCAAAUUGCUUUAUUGAAAGCUUUAAGAUGUAUAUGAGUAGACGUUGUAUCGAUGUUAUUGAUAAAAUGAAUCGGACCCCUUGUUGUGAAUCGUCGCCAUUUCCUUACACAAAAGAUGUAUUUGAUUACUGUAUUAUUAAAGCUAUGGAGUCUCUAUAUCAAACUCCACGUGAAAUUUUUAUACCCGGUGUUGCCGGACCCAAAUUUCUUAGAAGUGCCAAUCCCCCUGUGGUUGCCGCUUUUGUUGUUGAAUUUGAAAGUGUUGUACCAUAUUCAAUGUCGUAUACCGAUAUGCAUAAUUUUUACGAGCAAGUAGAAAAUUGGACGCAAUAUGAAUUAAUAUCUGCACCACCAGGUAUGAAAAAUGGUUGGUUUGUUUCGGAUCUACAGUUUUAUGAUUUACAGAAGACGCUGGCAAGUGGCACUAUUAUGGCGUUAAUGCUGUCGGCCGCUUUGGGGUUCAUAGUCUUAAUACCGUCUACUUUUAGUUUUGUUGUUAGUAUAUGUGCCCUUGCGGCAAUGAUUUUUUCAUCCACAGUAACUAUAGCAAUUUUAGUACUAAGUGGUUGGAAAUUGAAUAUUCUGGAAAGUGUCUCUAUAUCGACCUCGGCUGGGUUAGCCGUUGAUUUCAGUUUACAUUAUGCUCUGAGUUAUACUAAUACAAGUGGUACUAAAUCUGCAAGGGUUAAAAAUGCAUUAUGUACUUCGUCAGGUCCAACAGCUGCAGCCGCUUUUACAACUGGCCUUGCUGGUAUAUUUCUAUUACGCUCAAAUCUUCUACCAUACUCUCAAAUUGGGAUGUUUCUAGCUUUAAUAAUGUCUGUCAGUUGGAUUUAUGCAACAUUCUUUCUUUGCUCGCUCCUCCAAGUGUUUGGGCGCGGGUCUUCCAAAGAAGCUGUUGCCGAUGAGAAAAAUUCCGUAUCUAGGGUCAGUUCCGUUUGUUCGGGAGUUCCUAAUUUAGAAAGUCAUGAAUUGGAGCAUCUAGCAGAUAGUAAUCGAACAAAUAUUACACACUCCCACAGUCCAUCAAAUAUUAGUGCGACCACAGUGGUUUUACACGAAGAUUAUGAUAAUAAGGCAGGGAAAAUAACAGUUAAUUUACUAAACGACUGAAACGUAGAUUUAUAUUUAAAAAUAACAUUUUGAAGUAUUAUUUUCUACCUGAGAACUUGCAGUAUUAUUAAUCAAAUAUUUAAAUGUGACAAUAACCGCUGAUCCAGUUCACGCUCAUUAUAACAUUAUACUCGAAUUAAGACCGUUCGUCCAGAGACAUAAGAAAUAAUAUUUCAUGGAGGCUUGAUGUAAAUAUAUUCUAUUCGGGAAAUCACAAUAUAUGCCAAUAAUUUGCUCAAUUGUAAACAUCUAGAAAAACUUAUUUUUGCUGAAAAGUCAUAAUGUAUACGCAUCGUUCCAUAUAUUAUUCUAAUGUUGUAACCUUUUUAAAGGUGUUUGUGUUUCACUUUCAUAUAACAUAUAGCACCAAAAUUAUUCAUAAUUGUUGUGAAGUUUAAUAUUUUAACGCUCCUAAGUAUGUGAUAUUUAUUUAAUGCAUAUUAAAAGUUGCACUUAAUGUAUGUAAGUAGAAUCUCAAUGAACUACGAAUUAAAGAAUAAUAAACUUCAUAUUUUGAUACAAUAUAAAUUGUGCCAUAAUUAAUAGUUCAAAUGUCUUCUUAGUUGUUUAGAAAACUGUUGUUUUCUUUAAAAUGUAUAUUUUGAUAGCUAGUACAGUGUUUAGAAUACGAAACGAAAUUAGAACCAGAUAAUUAUUGUAAGUAAAUGUAUUAAAAUUAAUAAACGUUA